Cryptomeria japonica (Japanese cedar) is the source of this 823-nucleotide messenger RNA. Its product is annotated as abscisic stress-ripening protein 5. The record is from RefSeq and is a predicted model, not a curated record. The transcript is spliced from 2 exons. Lineage: Eukaryota; Viridiplantae; Streptophyta; Pinopsida; Cupressales; Cupressaceae. The coding region runs from base 90 to 482 and encodes 130 amino acids.
UCGUUUCCAACAAUUUUACAAAAUUGUACCUAUCUUUAGUGCUUUGAGUUGUAGCUUCUGUGUAUACAUCCAUACUUUUCAUUUCCAGUAUGUCUGAGGAACAUCAGCAUCAUCUUUUUCACCACAAGAAAGAUGAGGAGUUGAGCGGCGAUGCAGAUAACAGUGCUUAUGUAGAGCAGACGCCUGGUGAAUAUGGGGGUGAAGACAAGUAUGAAAAGGCGAGAAAGGAGGAAAAACACCACAAGCAUCUGGAGGAAGAAGGUGAACUUGGAACCGCCGCCGCUGGAGGAUAUGCGAUGUAUGAGAAGCACGAAACAAAGAAAGAUCCAGAGAAUGCUCACAGGCACAAGAUAGAGGAGGAGCUCGCUGCAGCCGCUGCUGUGGGCGGUGGUGGAUCUGUAUUCCAUGAACACCAUGACAAGAAGGAAGACAAGAAAGAAGAAGAGGAAGCCCAUGGCAAGAAGCAUCACCAUCUCUUUUGAUAUUCCAGUUCUAACAAUAAAUCUAUUACAGAAAAUAGAUAUUUAUAUAUAUAUAUAAAUAUAUAUAAGUGUAUAUAAGUGUGGUGCUGUAUUGGAGAUAUUAUUAAGCCAGCAUUGUAUGAAGUUCUUACCAUAAAUCUACUACAGAGAUAUUUGUUUAUAUAUAUAUAUAUAUACAUAUAUUAUUAAGUGUUGUGCGUGUUGUGCUGUAUUGGAGAUAUUAUUAAGGCAGCAUUAUUGUGAAGUUCUUGCCAAAUGCUGACUGUGCUGAAGAAGUUAUAGACAAAGGCAAAGCAACUCAAAUAAUUAGAUUAAUUAUUAAUUCAAAAUGAGUUGAAAGA